UACCUUUGCCAUACGAACUGCCGCGACUCCAGGAUCCUGCAGGGUAAAAUCACCACGUUUGGAGAUACUGAUACCGUGGCUGUUCUUCCAGUAUACCAACAGAAGAAAGGUUUCAACUGUCGCUCUGUUCCAUCUCUGCAAUAUAGCCUAUACUACCUGGCGCUGCUAUUACAAGGGAGGGAAACGAAGGCAAGAGGAGACUAGGCUACACACUGCGACGGGAUUUUGGAUUUCGCAACCAUUGACAACCUUUUGCACACCAAGUGUGUUAUUUUGUCUAUGUCCUGUUUGGGAUAUAUUGUGUUCGUAUUAUCUUAUCUAUAGCAUACGAUUUUUCUUUUUAAGAGCCUCAUAACUGGUAGUAAUCCAGUAUCUGGGCACUAUUCCCACACCAGAGACCCAUACAGUGAUUAUCACAUAGAACGACACACAGGAGCUAUACCUAUCCCGGUUUCACAAUGAGUCAGGGGGAUGUAUCAACUUGCUCAGCGCCUCAGAGGGUAUUCCAAGAGGCGGUGAAGCAAGGCAACACAAAGGAACUUCACUCGUUGCUCCAGAACAUGACAAACUGCGAAUUCAAUGUCAACUCCUUCGGGCCCGAAGGACAGACGGCGUUGCAUCAGUCAGUCAUCGACGGGAAUCUCGAACUUGUAAAACUGCUGGUGAAAUUCGGAGCCGAUAUUCGAUUGGCGAACAGGGAAGGGUGGAGUGCCUUACACAUUGCCGCUUUUGGAGGACACCAAGACAUAGUCCUAUACCUCAUCACUAAGGCAAAGUACUCCUCUGGCGCACGGUGAUCUGCUACACUGCUGUCAGGUAAACACACGGAAAGCCAGGCUUUUGUAAACUUGCGUUUCAAUCUGUACAUAGUUGUUCCAAAUUACAGCCUAAAAACACACAGUAAAUUACCUUUCAUCAAAACCAAAUCCGGGUCUCUCUGACUCGUGAGUCAAACACCACAUGGUUCUUGUAUCUGCUUCAGCAUGAAUCUUGAAAAAAAUAAACGCCAUUUUGGUGGGUUGGUACUAAAAGCUUUUUUUUUUUCUUGAAUGUGUAUAAUAGAUUGGGACAUAUAAAAAUAGCUAAGCCGGUGUUUGGGUCCCGAGGUCAGAUAGCAGCCCAGUUUUACGCGGCGAUGGACGUUACAUCUUUGUUGCCGCUGUUUCAUUGAAACGCUUCUUUAUUGGGCUUUGUUUUUGAGGUGUCGACCUGUAGCCACGCUGUUCACUUGUUAGGACCCUUUUAAAUGAUUUGAUAUACUAAAAAAGAUGGCACUUGAUGCUGUGGCUGCAUGCUGGAAUAGCCUAUAUGAAAGGGAAGAAGAGGUGAGCACGGGGAAUUGAAUGCCAUCGUCUAUUUGGCUUUUAUAUUUCUUUUUUCAAUUAAAGGAUUUGAUCUAUUUCAAAGUGCGGCAUUAUGAUAUAUCCAAUUUGCUUUUCCAGAUGUGUAUUCAUUGCAACAGCAAUGUACCUAAUGUUGUUAAGUACUGU
Molecule: messenger RNA, 1490 nt
Organism: Oncorhynchus keta (chum salmon)
Lineage: Eukaryota; Metazoa; Chordata; Actinopteri; Salmoniformes; Salmonidae
Gene: nrarpa
Product: NOTCH regulated ankyrin repeat protein a
Exons: 1
Coding region: 459-797 (112 amino acids)
Cellular component (GO): cytoplasm
Molecular function (GO): protein binding; phosphatase regulator activity; enzyme inhibitor activity
Source: RefSeq, a predicted model, not a curated record